This is a messenger RNA of Megalops cyprinoides (Indo-Pacific tarpon), 2559 nucleotides long. RefSeq names its product adherens junctions associated protein 1 (gene ajap1). The transcript is spliced from 6 exons. The coding region runs from base 882 to 2066 and encodes 394 amino acids. The record is from RefSeq and is a predicted model, not a curated record. Gene Ontology annotation, cellular component: plasma membrane; adherens junction; cell-cell contact zone. Lineage: Eukaryota; Metazoa; Chordata; Actinopteri; Elopiformes; Megalopidae. Gene Ontology annotation, molecular function: beta-catenin binding.
AGAGGCAGCAAGAUGCAGCGCGGGGUGAUAACAUUGCACUGUCUCUACAAAUGAUAACUGCAUGAUUUUUUCCCUCUUUCUCUCACCGCGUUAGGCAUCUCGCCUCCACGAACCACACUCUGCAAAAACGUACUGAGCUGAACGCUGUCUCGCUUCUUUUUUUGUUUGUCAUUGUUUAGAAACCUGUUUUGUGUAAUACAAGAACAUGCGAACUGUCGAAUUUGGGUCUGCGUUAAAACAUACACUGAAGUGAAAUGUACGCGCACUUUUUUUCUUUUUAACUUUUUAAUUUUACUUCUAUCAAUCAUUUCUCUCAGUAUGCCAUUAUUCUGCAUUUGAGAAAUUAUCCAGAGAAGUGCGUGGUCAUUUCCUAACUGAAGCCACAAGGGAUGGCGACGAUUCACCUUCCCGCUUUGCUGUCAUUUUUCAUGGCUUUUUUGGACUUGGCAGAGGAGUACGUCCUUUAAUUUUGAAUUAAUCUAAAGUUUGAUCGACACAAGCCAGUGGACAGAAGACACCUUGCAUUGAAUAACUUACAGAAGAGCACCUGGCGGGGAACACCUCGGAUGCCUUCAUACACUCCGCUCAGUUGAAAUAUAAAACAAACCUGGCCAGUGAGAGAAAACACCAGAAGUCCAUAUGAUCCAGAUAUUUUGUCUCGUCUCUUCUCGGCAUUUGUGUAUUGUGGGAGGAUCGGCAGCAUUUUCGGAGUAAUUUCCAUGUCCGAUAUUCUGAGGGGCAGAAGCUGAGAAUGCUGGCUUCGUUGGUGCCUGGAAUAAGGUCUUUAACUUGACUGUUUUAUUUACGACUAUCGACAUUUGUGGGAACGUACAUAAAUGGGCGGAUACCUAAAGGACUGAUUCGGAAUUAUUGUCGAGAAAAUGUGGAUAAAACGGAUUGUUGCACGCAGUUCGAUGUCUGCUUUAAGAUCCGGGAGCUUGCCGGGACGCCACGCGUGGAUUCUUCUAGCCAUGAUACACCUCACCAUGGAUUUCUCCUUCUGUAGCCCCCUGACUCAAGGCCCAGUGCUCAAGCUCCUCUCCAAACCCGUGCCUCGACAUAGGGCCGGCCCCGCGCCCCUGUGGGACCCUUCCAGCAGACCCCACUGGCGGGCCCUGGGCCCCUGGUGGCAGAGGGCCCUACGCCCUGCGUUGCAGCCGGGCGACAAAGGGGGGAAGGCACCCACGUUGGCAAGUCAAAAGCACAUUACACAGAGGCCCACACACAGAGGCUCUCCUUGUAAGGAAUGCCAGUCGAAACACUCUUCCAGCGAGGUGCUGGACUCUCUGGCGUCUCCGGGAGGAGGAGGAAACUCAGACACAGUGACCUUUUUGAUAAGGCCAAGGAGGCAGCUGAAGUGGGACAGCUACGAGAGGUCCCAGGACAGCAGGACAACGACGGUGCCUGGAUUUAUAGACUGGGGGCCGACGGGGGGAGAGGACGGGGGUGAGGACGAUGGCAAGGUAGUGCCCAACUCCACUGUGUCCACCAAAGCCCUGACCACCACCGUCACCACCACCAUCGCCACCACAACAAAGAGGUACCCCCAGACGAACUAUGCGGUGGUGACCACCAUGUACCCCAGGAGACAGAGCACAACACAGUCCGGCAUCAUCACUGGGGAGACUGCCAAACCACCAAAGCCAUUCGGAGACACAGCAGGUCUGGCCGUUCACCAGAUUAUUACAAUCACUGUGUCUCUAAUCAUGGUAAUCGCGGCCUUGAUAACAACACUCGUCCUUAAAAACUGCUGUGCGCAGAGUGGGAAUGGUCGCCACAAUAGCCAUCAACGGAAGAUCAACCAACAGGAAGAGAGCUGUCAGAACCUGACGGAUUUCACUCCCGCCCGGGUGCCAAGCAACGUGGAUAUCUUCACGGCCUACAACGACAGUUUACAGUGCUCACAUGAGUGCGUACGGACAGCGGUGCCUGUGUACACGGACGAGAUGAUCCAGCAGGCCCCUGUGUACAAGACAUCAUACAACGGAAAUAGACCUUCGCCCACUGAACGGCAGCUAAUUCCCGUGGCCUUUGUGUCUGAAAAAUGGUUCGAAAUCUCCUGCUGACUGGCUGACUGGCUCCCUUUACUUCCUGUGGGUGGGACAGACUUCCUGAUAUUUUGUUUUCUGGAUUCCAAUGGUAAACCUCUAAAUCAACUGAAACAAGCAAUUACACAAACAGAAAUAACAGCCAAUUUUGUACAAUAGAGGGACCUCUCUGGACACGAGCGAAGAAGUUUAUUUUUCUAAAAUGAAUGCAGCUGAGACAGUGCAACGGAUGCCUCUCCAAAUUAUUUUCCAGAGACCGAUGGUGAUGAAAAUAUAUAUUUAGAGGAAAUAUAUAUUAUGUGUGUGUGCUGAAAAGUAAGUCAAAAAAGUUGCAGACAUCAUAAAGGGAAGAGAGAUUAUACUAGCGGCUGCCGUCAGUGAGAGCUGAACUGUGUUACUGAACAAUGUGCCAAUUAAGCCACAAUGUGCCACAUUCUGUACAGAGGGAACUCAUCCAGGACAACAUGGAUUAAUAAAGACAUUAUGGGCAAGUCAUUCCCCAUACCGUAUC